AUUAUUUAUCUCUCCCUCCCUGUCUAUGUCAUUGUUUCCUUCAUACACCUUUUUGGCAAAGUCUGGAAGUUGCGCAGGAAGAAGAGCAAAAAAAAGAGAGCAAUUGGAAGCUUGUAUUCAUGGAGAACGGAGUGGACCCUGACCAGAAAGAAUGCAGAGCUCCAAGAGAAGCCGUAGACAAGACAAAAGAAUCUAAGCAUACUGUGCCGGCUGAUUCAGCAGCACAGGGCCAGCCAGGACCUCCUCACCCUCCAAGAGUGAGACCCAGGCUGGUAUUCCAUACUCAGCUGGCUCAUGGCAGCUCAACUGGAAGAAUCGAAGGCUUCACAAAUGUCAAGGAACUCUAUGCCAAAAUCGCUGAGGUUUUUAACAUCUCUCCAACAGAGAUCUUGUUCUGCACUUUGAACACACACAAAGUGGAUAUGCAGAAGCUUCUUGGCGGUCAGAUUGGUCUGGAAGAUUUCAUCUUUGCACAUGUUAGAGGGGAAACCAAAGAAGUGGAGAUAACCAAGACAGAAGAUGCUUUGGGCCUUACCAUCACUGAUAAUGGAGCAGGAUAUGCUUUUAUAAAAAGAAUUAAGGAGGGCAGCAUCACCGACCGACUGCAGUCUGUCAAUGUUGGGGACAAUAUUGAAGCCAUAAACGAUCAGACAAUUGUCGGAUGCAGACACUAUGAAGUAGCAAAGAUGCUGAGGGAGCUUCCGAAAACUGAGACAUUCACACUUCGUCUGGUCGAACCAAAGCGAGCGUUUGAUAUGAUUGGACAAAGAGGCAGACCCAACAAAAGUCCCAGUGAAGGAAAAUUGUCCAGUGGGAAAGAAACUCUGCGCCUGCGAAAUACGGGCAUGGCUACCGUGGAGGAAUUGCCGAGUGAUGGGGAAGAAGAAGCAUCACGUAAGGUGGAUGACUUGCUGGAAAGUUACAUGGGAAUCCGAGAUAUGGAGCUUGCUACGACUCUUGUGGAGACAGCCAAGGAGAAACAGAGCCCUGAGGAAUUUAGCAGUGGACUGGAUGCUGUGCUGGGUGAUUUUGCCUUCCCUGCUGAGUUUGUGUUAGAAGUUUGGGAAGCUAUUCACCAGACAGACAAAUGAACGUUGCUGACUGUACAUACUGUGUACUAUGUAUCUUUUACACCACGUAGUACAAAAAAAAAUAAAAAAAAAUUCACUUUUCAGAAACCAGAAAUAAUCUUUAUCAUGCGACUUCAAAGCCAGAUAAUUGUACUAAGAUGUUUGCAUUUAGCUAAAGUCCAAUAAAUACUUUAGUGCUUUGUUUUUCUUGGUUAUUUCAACAAUAAUAUUUUGACAUGUAAUUAAUAUUUGCAUACCUCCCAAAAUAGACAAAAUAGGCCACACUCAUUUGAAGUGAGAUGAUGCUUAUUUUUUCUGCCAAAAUUUAGGACUGUUGACAGGUAUGUGUUUACCCAAUGCAGAAAAUGAUUACAUCUACCCCGGUCACCAGUAAAGCAUGGCUGUUUGAUGGGCUGUUUCUUAUAAACAUAAAUGGACAGAUAACAGUCUAACGUGAAAGAGUCCAAGGGACAAUCCAUUAUCUGGAACUAGUUUUGUGCUUCAUGCUUUGAAAUGUAAUAUAACAUUGUGCAAUCAAUAUUACAUAAAUAAAAUGUUUUGUGCUUUAUUAAUUAGUUUGAAGUCUGCAAAAAACUUGCAUAGAAGUCAGUCUUAUAGGGUGACAUCUGUUGCCUAUUCACUGAGGGAUCCAUGAUUCUGAGCUAUAUUCACCAUCGCCUAAGUAUUGAUUAUUCGGCUUCCUGUAAAUGAAAAAGUCACUAAAAGCAAGGAAGAAAUCUAUACGUAUAAUACAGUAAAUACAAUUCUACUUUGUAUAUAAGGUCAUUCUGUCUAGCAAGCACAACUGAUUUUUAUGUAAGAUGUUACUUGUAAGAUGCAUAU
Pseudophryne corroboree (corroboree frog) is the source of this 1913-nucleotide messenger RNA. It is a transcript of the gene GIPC3, whose product is annotated as GIPC PDZ domain containing family member 3. Gene Ontology annotation, molecular function: protein binding. The coding region runs from base 120 to 1091 and encodes 323 amino acids. The transcript is spliced from 6 exons. NCBI's taxonomy places the organism in Eukaryota, Metazoa, Chordata, Amphibia, Anura, Myobatrachidae. The record is from RefSeq and is a predicted model, not a curated record.